Messenger RNA from Vicia faba (fava bean), 1812 nucleotides. Lineage: Eukaryota; Viridiplantae; Streptophyta; Magnoliopsida; Fabales; Fabaceae. The record is from the annotation of a GenBank genome assembly.
AUGUUGCACACCACACCUUCUUCCUCUUCCUAUCUCCACUCAACAAUUCUUCUUCUUCAUUCUCAUUCUCAUUCUCAUUCUCCUUCUCUUUCUCUUCUCUCUCCUUCUUCCUCCUAUCACCCAUGUUCACUUCUCAAUAACCAUUCUCACACUCAAUCUCUUCACUUUACCAACUUCACCCGGAAAACCCAUUCUCCAUUUAGAGCUAAGGUGUUAAAGAAAGUGAUAAGUUGCUCCACAAGCGAGCCGUUGAAGAUUAUGAUAUCAGGUGCACCUGCAUCUGGCAAGGGAACACAAUGUGAAUUGAUCGUUUCUAAGUAUGGAUUGGUGCACAUAUCAACUGGGGACUUGCUAAGACAAGAAGUAGCAGCUGGCACAGAAAUAGGAAAUAAAGCUAAAGAGUUCAUGAAUGCUGGUCGCUUGGUUCCUGAUGAAAUUGUGACUGCUAUGGUGGCAGCACGCUUGUCUCUUGAAGAUGCAAAACAAAAAGGCUGGCUUCUUGACGGUUACCCUCGGAGUUUGGCUCAAGCUGAGAGUCUGGAGAAAAUGCAGAUAAGACCUGAUGUGUAUAUUGUGUUAGAUGUUCCUGAUGAAAUUCUGAUCGACAGAUGUGUUGGUAGAAGGCUAGACCCGGUAACUGGAAAGAUAUAUCAUCAGAAAUUUUUCCCACCAGAGACUGAUGAAAUCAAAGCAAGGUUGAUAACUCGUCCUGAUGACACCCAAGAAAAGGUUAUGUCACGCCUGAGCAUAUAUAAGCAAAAUGCAGAAGCAGUAUCUUCCUCUUAUUCUAACAUAACAAAUAAGCUUGAUGGCAGCCGUCUUAAAGAGGAAGUUUUCAAAGAUAUUGAAUCUUUAUUAACUCAAUUACAACAGAAUAAAGUGAAAAUAGUGAAUUCUGAAGAAAAACCAAUUCUUGAUAUGAAAAAGGGGCCAGCAUCUUUGAUCCAGGAUAAAUGGAGAGGAAUUCCAACUAAACUAAACAACAUUCCCCAUUCUCGAGAUAUCAGGAAAUAUUUUUAUGACGAUGUGCUACUAGCUACACAAAGGGCUAUCAAUGAUGGAAAAAUUAGAUUGAAGGUUGACAUCAACAUUCCUGAACUGAAUCCAGAAAUGGAUGUUUAUCGAAUUGGUACCUUGAUGGAACUUAUUAGAUCUCUUGCACUUUCAUUUGCUGAUGAUGGGAAACGUGUAAAGGUGUGUGUGCAAGGGUCAAUGGGAGAAGGUGCUCUUUCUGGAAUGCCAUUGCAGCUUGCUGGAAGUCGAAAGAUUUUAGAGUUCAUGGAUUGGGGUGAUUAUGGUGCAAAAGGAACAUUCAUCAACAUUGGUUCAAUAGGUUCGGCAGAGGUUGAAGAGCAAGAUGACAUGUAUAUAUUGGUUGCUCCUCAGAAUGCCAUGGGGAAUUGUAUUAUUGAUGAUUUAAAAGCAAUGACCAGUGCUGCCGAACACAGACCAGUUAUCUUAAUCAACGCUAAGCUUAAGGAUUUACCUGCUUCUAGUGGUAUUAUGCAAACAAUGGGGCGAGACAAAAGACUCGAGUAUGCAGCAUCAUUUGAAAGUUGCUAUCUUUUUCGGCUUCUCUAUUAUGCAGGCACUCAGUAUCCCAUAAUGGGAGCUAUCAGGAUGUCAUAUCCAUACCGGUAUGAGCUGUACAGGAGAGUAGAUGAGUCACCUGGAAAAGAGAAGUAUGUAAUUUUGUCUACUUUUCCUCAAAUGCCUACUAUUGAUGAAGUAAAUGAUUCCUUUGAAGGAAAACCAAGAAAUGCAACCAGGAAAGCCUCAGGGUUUUGGGGCUUCCUGAGUGAAAUAUUUUGA